GCCGACAGAGACCUUUUUACAGCCUGCGUGUAUUAUAUAAGCACGUCUUAGACAAAGCGACAAUUAUAACAUAAUUCCGUCAAGAUGCGAACUGUUGCCGUUAUAGGGGCUGGGGCCAGUGGGAUAACAGCCAUCAAAUGCUCACUGGACGAGGGACUUGAGCCAACUUGUUUCGAGAGGACGGAUGACAUCGGAGGACUAUGGAACUACACGGAAUCUGCGAGAUAUGGUCAGGCAUGUGUGAUGAAGUCGACGGUGAUUAACACCAGCAAGGAGAUGAUGUGUUACAGCGAUUUCCCAAUCCCCAAGGACUAUCCUAUGUUUCUCCAUAACACCCAUGUUAAACGAUACUUCGACACGUACGUGGACAACUUCAACCUGAAGAAAUAUAUACGGUUCCAAACAGAGGUGUUGAUGGUCAAACCUACGUCUGACUUUUACAAGACCGGACAGUGGACUAUAAAGGUGAAGGACGCGAAGACUGGUAAGGAAGAAGAGUCAGUAUUCGACGCCGUUCUCGUUUGCACUGGUCACCAUGCCUACGAGAACAAACCUGACUUUCCGGGUCUUAAAGAGUUCCAGGGCAACGUUAUUCAUUCGCACAUUUACAAGAGCACCCAAGGAUACGAGGGCAAGUCUGUUGUCGUUGUUGGCAUUGGUAACUCUGGCGGUGACGCUGCCGCGGAGCUCAGCCGGGUAGCAUCCCAGGUGUACCUUUCUACCAGAAGAGGUAGCUGGGUAUUCUCCCGUAUGGGUGGGUCUGGACUGCCUUUGGAUAUGAUUGUCGUACAGAGAUGGCUGGACGUCGUCAUUAACGUGUUUCCCGCAAAGUUUAUCGCCUGGUUGUUGAAGAGCUCAUUGAAUAAAAGGUUUAAUCACAAAUCCUACGCCCUUGAGCCUAAACAUAGCCCAAUGUCCCAGCAUCCAACAGCAAAUGACGAUCUUCCAAACCGGAUAUCCUGUGGAUCAAUCGUUAUCAAACCUAACAUUAAACGAUUCACGCGCACGGGCGUGAUAUUUGACGACGACACUCAGGUAGACAAUCUGGAUCACGUGAUACUUGCCACAGGCUAUGUUUUCGGAUUUCCUUUUCUUGAUAAAUCUGUGCUGGAUGUGAAGGAUAACCAGAUCAAGAUGUACAAGUACAUGUUCCCUCCAGACCAGGUCAGAAACACACUGGCUGUGAUUGGCUGUUUUCAACCUAUCGGAGCACUCAUGCCAAUCUCAGAGAUGCAAUGCCGGCUCGCAACACGUGUGUUCAAGGGUGAUGUGACGUUGCCUCCGAAGGAAGAGAUGUGGGAAGAAAUCCAACAAAAAAGGGACAUGAUGGCGUCCCGUUACGUCAAGUCAGCGCGUCACACCAUACAAGUUGACUUCAUCAACUACAUGGACCAGCUAGCCACUGUCAACGGCAACAGGCCCAACUUCCUCAAGCUGAUGUUGACCGACCCUGUUCUAGCAUACAAGUGUUACUUCGGCCCAUGCUCGCCCUAUCAGUACCGCCUGCAGGGCUCUCAGACGUGGUCGGGAGCUCGAAAAGCAAUUGUAGCACAGUGGGACAACACUAUCAGCGCCCUCCAGACGCGCCCAUUGGGGCUGAAGCAAGACGGGUCGGGGGCCAUGGUCUACAUUCUCAUCAUCGCAGUCUUCAUUAUAGCAUACCUGUUCAGAUUCUUCUUCCUUUAGAUGGAUGACGUCAUAUAAGUUUUUAGUCACAUCUGCAGAAACUUUCUGCUGCAUAAGGAUUGCUUGACUUUUAUGUUUUUAUGGCUGAUGAUUUUUAAGAUUUUAACGGGGUAAGGUGUAUUGAUUCGCUCUGUUACGUAGUGUCGCUAUGCAUUUAGUUAGGUUUACAUGUUACUUAUGAUAAGAAAGGCUAUUAAAUUGUCUAUAUAAUGAAUUAUGAAUAAUGGUUUCAUAAUAAUUCACUGUCAUUCAAUGGUAUAUACCGUAUACCAGGAUACUUCCAAAAAUGUGUUCAGCGGAAUCAUAAUCACAAACGCAACAAUGAGCCACGAUUAAUACAUUUUUCAACCGUCAUGAAAUAGCACGUACGUGGUUAUGACGAUUGUGUACAUAACAGGUAAUGACGUAUGAGGUUGUAUCACACAACUUAUAGUUUUGUUGAUGAUUCGUUAAUCAAAAUUCGUUAUUUUGUUGUUGCUUAAUAUGCUGUCAUAGAGCCUAUUCAUUUGUUCAUUUGAAACUUUAUACGCUGAAUGUCCCAUCUCUGUGCUAAAACACAGCGAAAAUGUUCAGAUAGCAAAAUUAUAAUCUGUGUAAAUUCAAAUGUCUAAUUUUUGGUCGAAAUCGCGAAAACUGAAGCCCGCGUAAAUAACCCGUACCGAUUUGAGGACUAUUCUAAAUGAAGCAACUUCUACAUUUUCAUUUAGAAUGAUGUUUUAUUAUGAUCCUCGCUUUUUGCAUAUGUUUGUUAUGUUAUUUGCAUUUUAUUGGUUAUAAUGAUGUUAGUCUUAUAAAGAUCUUUGCGCUAUCUAUGGUGUUAGUUUUAUACAUUUGCAACGAAUCCGUAAUAAUCAUUAUUCUUAAUGUCUAUUCCUUAAGAAUCAUUGUCCCACUGUAAUCUCUUAUUAGGUAUAUACAGUGACCUCCCCUUAAUAUCGUCUUCGUUAUAGCUGUAGCACGAUUGGGGAAGGCUACUUCCACUGACAAGGUAGCGCAGUGGGUUAAAGCGACAGUAUAACAAUCGGAAGUCCAGGGUUCGAAUCCAGGUCUAGCCCCUCUUAUUCUUUUCCUCCUCAGAACACUUUUGUUGAUCCUAUAUAUUUUUCACUUUAUAUUUCAUAAAAGUCCCUUUAGGUUUGGUUCUGUGUUGAGAAAUAAAAUAUGAAAGCUAAAGUCAUACCGGAAAAAUAUUUUCUAAUGCCUAGUUUCAGCUUUUGGCAGUGGUACGGGAUCCUUCAAUAUUUAAUUUCCUUUUUUACUUGGCUGUUAUGACAACACUUUAUAAAAGUGUACCUAUAGUGACCAAUUUGUAAUUUGUAUUGUUGUUUUUGUGUGUGAUAGUGUGAUUUUGAUUCAUUAAUCCAGCUGCUGCAAAUGAGGUCAGGAAUUUUAUCUGAAAAUCACUUUUAUAUAUUUUUUAUGAUUUCGAAUAUGAAUAAAGUGCUUACUUAAUGCAA
This is a messenger RNA of Mizuhopecten yessoensis (Yesso scallop), 3143 nucleotides long. Its product is annotated as dimethylaniline monooxygenase [N-oxide-forming] 5-like. The transcript has 6 exons. NCBI's taxonomy places the organism in Eukaryota, Metazoa, Mollusca, Bivalvia, Pectinida, Pectinidae. The record is from RefSeq and is a predicted model, not a curated record. The coding region runs from base 85 to 1686 and encodes 533 amino acids. Gene Ontology annotation, molecular function: N,N-dimethylaniline monooxygenase activity; flavin adenine dinucleotide binding; NADP binding.